Phalaenopsis equestris is the source of this 1029-nucleotide messenger RNA. RefSeq lists its product as uncharacterized. The record is from RefSeq and is a predicted model, not a curated record. The transcript has a single exon. The annotation marks the transcript as partial. NCBI's taxonomy places the organism in Eukaryota, Viridiplantae, Streptophyta, Magnoliopsida, Asparagales, Orchidaceae.
UAUUUCACUAAAAAAAUUCUCCUUUCCGCUCCGCGACAACACCACGCGCACUCAAACCCCCAAUUCAAGCGCAGAGCACCACAAAUGUGCCGCAGCCGGUCCCAAAGUUCGAAUUUUUUGAAAUCCUUCCCCCUCCCUGAUCUUCCCCCCUUCCCCCCCCACAAGAAGCUCCCUUUACCCUCUCCUCAUCUCCUCAACCUCUCUCCCAUGGGCUGCGUCUCCUCUUCCUUUCUCGAAGACGACGCCGGCAACAUUACCCCCACCUUCGGCCAUCACAUCGUCUCCCUCACCUCCACCACAUACGGCCUCCUCUCCACCCUCGACCCUGCAACUCCUCACCAAACCCCUCCCCCUUCCCCUCCUCCUCCUCCUCCGCCACCACCUCGCUCCAUCUCCCCUGCUCCUCCUCGCCGCCCCGAACCUGAAAUCAUCAACUCAUGGGAACUAAUGGCCGGUCUCGAUCCCCUCACCCCUCUGAAACCCUUAAAACCCACCACACCCCUCAACCCAGGCAAAGAGAACGCCCACCGUUCCCUUCACUUCCCCGAUCCCACCAAGAAAACCAACGUUCUCCGCCCUUCCAACACCACCAUCCAACCGCGCUGCCGCUCGCUCGAAUCAUUCGAGAGGCUCUGCCCUCCGGGAGGCGAGCAGGCCGUGGUUCUCUACACCACGACACUCGGCGGCAUCCGCAAGACCUUCGAGGAUUGCAACGCAGUUCGGGCGGCGCUCGAGAGUCUCGGUGUUUGGAUUCUGGAACGCGAUGUGUCAAUGGAUCUCGGAUUUCGAGAAGAGCUUCGUGGGCUGAUGGCCGGUAAGGUUGAUUUGCCGAAGGUGUUUGUGCGAGGGAGGUACAUAGGUGGGGCGGAGCAAGUGCUGCGGAUUCAUGAGGAGGGUGGCCUCGGAGUUCUGGUCGAAGGGUUGCCGAAGGUCAGGCAUGGCGGGGCAUGCGAUGGAUGCGGUGGGGUGAGGUUUCUGCCAUGUUUUAGGUGCAGCGGAAGCCGGAAGCUGGUGUUGCCGGCGGGUGGG